Messenger RNA from Anoplophora glabripennis (Asian longhorned beetle), 1337 nucleotides. RefSeq names its product chymotrypsin-like. Gene Ontology annotation, molecular function: serine-type endopeptidase activity. Bases 2 to 886 code for a protein of 294 amino acids. Gene Ontology annotation, biological process: proteolysis. The record is from RefSeq and is a predicted model, not a curated record. NCBI's taxonomy places the organism in Eukaryota, Metazoa, Arthropoda, Insecta, Coleoptera, Cerambycidae. The transcript is spliced from 4 exons.
AAUGAAUGGUAGUCUUUUUUCCAAAAUGAAACCAAUUUUCGUUUUCCUCGCAUUACCUGCUGUGAUAUGGGCUUAUCCACAGACUAAGCUAUUUCAGAGCGAUUGGCAGGACUUCUCUUUGAGACGGAUAUUCAUAGAACCCGAUAACCUUGACAGCCCAAAAUUUGAUCCAGGUCUUAGGAUAGUAAAUGGGUACGAGGUUAGCCCUCACCAAAUACCCUAUCAAGUCUGGAUAAUUUUCAGAAUGACUCCAGGAGCUGGCGGUUGGGGUUGUGGAGGUUCCUUGAUUACAAGAAGAUUUGUUCUUACUGCCGCACAUUGUAUACUUUGGGCUGGGCUAGCAGAAGUGUACCUCGGCGUCCACAACAUUUCAAGUGACGAAACUAACAGGAUCAUAGUAACCACUAAAAAACUCACUGGUCAUCCGGACUACAAUCCUACCAAUAUCACCAACGACGUGGGCGUUAUUGACCUUGAACAAGAAAUUGAACUCAACAAAUUCAUCGACGUAGUCAAAUUGCCCGGUCUAGGAGAUUUAAAUGAAUUGUACGAAGGUGAGAACGCCAGAGUGAGUGGAUGGGGUAAAACCGCUGGAGACGGCAACAGUUCUGACGUCCUUUUGGCAGUCAACGGUACUGUGCUUGCCAACACCGACUGUAAAGCCGUCUUUAGCAUCUUCCAGGACAGUGAAAUCUGCAUUUUGGGAUCUGGGGGCGAGGGUAUUUGCGACGGAGAUUCAGGUGGCCCCCUCGUAGCAGGAGAUGUCCAAAUCGGUGUCGUGUCCUACGGGACAAGGGACUGUGUCUACGGGUAUCCAUCGUUCUUCGCCAGAGUUACCAGUUUUUUGGACUGGAUUGUGGAAAAUUCGGAUUAUGUAGUUCAGUAAUAUAAAUAAAAUGGACAUGUGGACAGAGAAGUAGUUUUGCAACACAGUGAAAAUACCAAACCCGAAAGUGUCUAGCAAAUUCUAUUUGGCAUUUAAAAUCAUCACUCAGAAUCAUCAGACAAAGCUAAAUUGGGCCUGGCUAUAUGACUGCGUUCUCUGGCAAAUUGUCGUAGACACAUGCAAUGACAAUUCAUAUUUCUCGUUGUAUUUUGUCCAUAGUUCAACAACGUAAAAUUAUCUGAUAAUCUUUCCAAACAGAUAAUCCGUUUAAAAUUAUGAACAUGUUCCAAAAAAGCCAAGUAAAUAAAAUAGUAUCUUUCCAGUGAAACUAUAAUACCUCAAAGAUUAAAAAACAAAUAAAUAUAAUAUUUGUAGACAAUGUAAUGCAACAGCAUUUUUAUCAGACACGUUAAGCAGGAAAUGAUAUUUAAUAUUUCAAACUAUUUGAGCU